CAAAAGAAGAAAAAAAAUGCAAGGCGUGACGCCUUAACUGCAGAGGGUAUUUGGAUAUUUACAAGUAUCCGCUCUGGUAUAAAUGCUGUUUGUGACUUCGUGGGAGCAGAGCAGUUGAUCAACUUUGUCAUUCAUGUUCUCAAAUAAAAUUUAUCAUCAGGAGCAAAGAAUAAAUUCAUGACUAUUCGGGUGGGGUUGGUCAAAUUAAGUGGAACCCACACGAUUUAGAGGAACGAUACGAGACGUAGAAGCUAGAUGGGACAGAAAAAGCAGCCUCCCUCCCUCCCUCGACGUGGGAGAUCCAAAGACCGCCACGACGCUCCCUGUGUAGUCUCUGUCGGUCCCGUAUCACAUACAUUAUUUGGGCUGACAUGUGUACUAAAAAUUAAAAUUAAGCUAUAUUUUACUAUGCCAAAAAUUUAUAACGUGAUGUAAUAAUUAUCAAUAAAUAUGCGCAGAAUUAAAAUUUAAGGCGUCGGUGGAGAGGCCCCGCCAGCGACUUUGAAGACGCGGCGUGAUCUCCACCGCUGCCUUCGCUUAUAAAGUGGAAAUUGGAAAAAGGUACUUUUGGCACACUACUAUUACUAUUCAUCCCUCGAUCGAGUCAGUUGAGGCUCGCCAAAAUUAGAAACCCCUUUGAGAGUUAAGAGACCAUCGUCUUCUCCGUUUCUGUUUGGCGUUUGUAAUGGGCAGAGCGCCGUGCUGUGAGAAAGUAGGGUUGAAGAAGGGGCGAUGGACGGCCGAGGAAGACGAGACACUGGCCAAGUACAUUCAGGCUCACGGAGAAGGUUCAUGGCGGUCUCUCCCAAAGAAUGCCGGAUUACUUAGGUGCGGGAAAAGCUGCAGACUGAGGUGGAUUAACUAUUUGAGAUCUGACUUGAAGAGAGGGAACAUAUCUGCGGAAGAGGACGAAAUCAUCAUCCAAUUGCAUGCAACUUUGGGGAACAGGUGGUCUACGAUCGCCGGUCACUUGCCGGGAAGAACAGACAACGAGAUAAAGAAUUACUGGAACUCUCACUUGAGCAGAAAAAUUCAAAGCUUUAGGAGGCCUGCGACCGAAGUUUUAAGUCCAUCCGCGACGGAUUUGGCUAAGGCCGGCGUUGCUUCUAGGCGAAGAGGCGGUCGGACCAGCCGAGCUGCCAUGAAGAAGAACCGAAGCUAUUUUCCAACCAAUAGUAAUGAUCCAAAGUCAAAUACAGAGAAGUCCCAAAUAAAUAAUGGGUUCGUCAAUGGAGGAGCUUCCACUACCACUACAGUACCAAUGCCAUCAACGCCAAAUAUGGAGAGAGAGGCUCUGUCCAGUGCCUCCAUCUCAUGGCCAGAAAAUGGUGUGGCUCCAGUUUUCUCGGACUCCGUAGAAGCGGGAAAGCAAGAUGGAAUAAUGGGUCGUAGCUGGGAAAAAGAAAAGAGAGGGAGUGGAAAUGGGAGUUCACCAAUGUCGUCCAUCGAGGGUUUGGGAAGGUAUGAAGGACAAAAGAGUGGGGGGCCGUGCUGCUUUGAUGACACUGUCACUGUGGGCUAUGACUAUGAGCUGGUGGACGUGACUUUUGGAGAGGAAAGGGAACUCGCUGCAGCAGCCAUUAAUGAGCAGAUAGACACGGGAAUGGCCACCAAAAUUGGAACAAUUGAGGAUCUAGAGACGUUUAUUAUGAACGACGGAGAUUGGAGCUGGGAUUUGGACUGGGAGGCUGUAGCUGAAGGCCAUGAACAUAACCAGCAAUUGGGGGAGGAGGAGAACGUGUUGCCUUGGUUGUGGGGGGAGUGAUUACGGGGAAGAUCUCAGUAAACUGCUGGGGAUUAACAGUAACGAUUAACGAAAAGCAAGAAGCCAUUUCUUCUUCUGUUGGACUGUACAUAAUUAAUUUGUUUUUUGUACUUGGUUGGUUGGUCGGUCGGUUCUACUGCGUUGUCGUAAAUAUUGAUUUAUUUGGCACAAAGUGAAUUCGGACUUCAGUGAUAGGAUUGAAACUUUUCUCGGUUUGUUACCAUGAAAUUAAAAGUCUUGUGUGGCUGGCUGCCAAUAAGUUAGAGACAGCAUGCAUGAUUAAUCCCAAUCUCAAUCCUUGAGAGGCCAAAGCCCUGGCCACUUCA
This is a messenger RNA of Diospyros lotus (date-plum), 2091 nucleotides long. RefSeq names its product transcription factor Y1-like. The transcript has 3 exons. The record is from RefSeq and is a predicted model, not a curated record. Lineage: Eukaryota; Viridiplantae; Streptophyta; Magnoliopsida; Ericales; Ebenaceae. The coding region runs from base 686 to 1765 and encodes 359 amino acids.